GAAGAAAGAAUGAGAAGGGUUUGUGGGAAAUAGAAGAGGUAGAGAUGUUGGAGGAGAUUACCAAAAUGACAGAGGAGGUUAGUUUGAAGAGUGCUACAAGUAAUCCUGGUACUCACUUUGUGCUAGUGCAUGGUAUCAGUGGAGGGGCUUGGUGCUGGUACAAAAUCCGGUGUCUCAUGGAGAAUUCCGGCCACAAAGUCUCCACGGUUGAUCUGAAGAGCGCCGGAAUUGACCCCACUGACGUGAAUUCCGUUCUCUCUUUCGCAGACUACAACAAGCCACUACUUGACUUCUUCUCUUCUCUUCCCGAACACGAACAGGUUGUGCUGGUCGGGCACAGCGCCGGAGGGUUGAGCGUGACACUGGCGACGCUGAAGUUUCCGAAGAAGAUCCGGCUGGCUAUUUAUGUGGCGGCGACGAUGCUCAAGCAUGGCUACACUACUGAGGAAGAUCUCAAAGACGGGGUGCCGGAUUUAUCCGAAUUUGGUGAUGUCUACGAGUUAGGAUUUGGUUUAGGAGCCAAUCAACCACCAACAAGCGGAAUUGUCAGGAAAGAAUUCCAACGCAAGAUCAUAUAUCAAAUGAGUCCUCUAGAGGAUUCGACAUUAGCUGCCAUGCUUUUGAGACCAGGACCGCUCCUGGCUAUAACGACAGCCAAGUUUAAGGAAGAAGCCAAUGACCAUGACAAUGCUGUGCUUAACAAAGUACCACGCGUCUACGUGAAGACGUUGCAUGAUCAUGUGGUGAAACCGGCGCAGCAAGAUUCGAUGGUGAAGAGGUGGCCGCCGGCGGAAGUCUAUGUUUUGGAUAGUGAUCACAGUCCAUUCUUCUCCCAGCCGUUUCUGCUCUUGGGAUUCCUUGUAAAGGCUGCCGAGGCUUCUCGCCGGGAGAUAAUCUAAUUGUGGGUCUUCUUUUUUUGGUUUUCGUUUGGUGUUUAUACUGUUGUUAUUCUAUGAAAUCUGGGAUCGAUCAAUAUAUAAAGUCUUAUAGG
Molecule: messenger RNA, 991 nt
Organism: Argentina anserina (silverweed cinquefoil)
Lineage: Eukaryota; Viridiplantae; Streptophyta; Magnoliopsida; Rosales; Rosaceae
Product: methylesterase 17
Exons: 4
Coding region: 45-899 (284 amino acids)
Biological process (GO): salicylic acid metabolic process; jasmonic acid metabolic process
Molecular function (GO): methyl salicylate esterase activity; methyl indole-3-acetate esterase activity; methyl jasmonate esterase activity
Source: RefSeq, a predicted model, not a curated record